Molecule: messenger RNA, 216 nt
Organism: Anthostomella pinea
Lineage: Eukaryota; Fungi; Ascomycota; Sordariomycetes; Xylariales; Xylariaceae
Source: the annotation of a GenBank genome assembly
AUGAGCGGCCCGCAGAAAAGCCCCGGGAAUCCUUCAGGAGGCGGGCUGAUUGAGCAUUCAAAGCCUGAUGCGUUGAAUAUGUCCAGACGUUCAGAGGGCUUGACGGGGGCGGCCGAGACGGGGGCGGCCGAGACGGGGGCGGCCGAGACGGGGGCGGCUGAGACAGCCGCAGUUGAGACCGCGGGAGCUGAGACGGUAGCAGUCCAGAGCACUUGA